Molecule: messenger RNA, 3062 nt
Organism: Durio zibethinus
Lineage: Eukaryota; Viridiplantae; Streptophyta; Magnoliopsida; Malvales; Malvaceae
Product: nuclear transcription factor Y subunit A-3-like
Biological process (GO): regulation of DNA-templated transcription
Cellular component (GO): CCAAT-binding factor complex
Molecular function (GO): DNA-binding transcription factor activity; DNA binding
Source: RefSeq, a predicted model, not a curated record
UCUUCCUUUUCCUUCCUUUGUUUUUCUUGGCUUUUAUUUGUCUGGGUUUUUACCUCUUUUGUUUUAUCUAAUACUUCUUUAUUUAUGCAUCUCUUCUGCGUAGAUUAUAUACUUUGUGUUUUUUUUUUUUUUUGUUUGAUAAAAUUUAGUGGAUUUAGUUUGCUAAGAAAGUUUUCUUGUGUCUAUGAGGUUAUAGGAUUUGAAUAUGCUUGGAUUUGGAGCCUGGGAUGGUGGGUUGGAAUUUGCAUGUUUAGCUUAUUAAUGGGUUUUCUUUCUUUCUUUUUUUUUUUUUUUUGGGUUCAACUUUCAGUUCUCUCUUUGGAUUUUUUGUUGUGGGUUUUGCAUGCAUGAAAGACUUUUGAGUUUGAGAUUAUGUAGAAUUUAUGUGAGCAAGAAUCCAUUCAAAUUUAUCUACUCUUGUGUUAUUUGUUUUCCAUAUUAGGACAUCCUUGUUUUGGAUCUCUUUUUUGGGCUUAAUGGUCGAUAUUGUUUGAUGUUUUUUUUUUUUUUGAAGAACAUUAGUUGGUGUUCUUGUAUCAAACAAUUCGAUUUUAAUACAGGAACCUGAUUUUUCUGUUCAGUUAUUUACUGGUUUUCAAUAGUCUUCCCAUCCUCCUCCCACCACCCGCCAGAGCUUAACCCGGAAGAAAUGCUUAUGAUUUGAAGUCGCUGCAUUUGUUAUAAGUGAAAAUGGAAUGGUUUCUUUCGUCAUUUUUAUCAUAAUUUUUGUAUAAUAGUUUCCAUGCUGAGUGAGGCAUUAUCACCUCAAAACAAAAUUCAUUAGAAAUUUGUAGUCUAAUUAAUCAAUUUGAUGGCAUGAGUAAAUGGAACUUCAGACGAUGAACUGCAAUGGGGUGUGUGGGGUUCAUACGAUUUUCUAUUUAUUUAUACAAUAAUCCUUUACUUGGAAGUAAGUUUGUUUUGUAUAUUUUUUUAUGGCUCUGUGAAUCUGCUGGAGACUCCUAGCUAGCCUUCUUUUUCCACCUCUUGAUAUUUAUGUUUAAAUUUGGCAGUAUAACAUGUUUGCUUUUAAAGUCGAGUCGCUUUCUAUACUUGUUCCUCCUAAUCUGUUGAAGUCUACUUAAGUCAGUCUAAUAAAAUUUCCAAUACCUGGUGAAAGAAGGCUUGCAAUAAUUUAUUUCUAUCUUUUCUAAUUUAAAUAUCUAACACUGUGACGAUGUUUGGUUUGUUGCUAGGUCACUGAUGUGUGAACACACUAAAAUAUAGCAGCAAAUAUUUCCUCUUAAGGCUUAACAUUUUUAAAGAUCUAUCUGGGCUCCCUCAUAAGUCAGGAUACUUAGAAGUUUGAACAGUAGUUUGCCACAAUGCAAAACUUGCAUACAAGGGAUUCUGCUGUAAGUUCGCAUUCAACGUGCACAUAUCUUGUUGGCUGCUCAUCUUGGGACAACUCAACUGAAUCUCAUAUCCAGCAAUCAUCCAUGUCUGAAAGUUUAAGCCUCAAGAUGGGAGUUCUGCCUCAACAAUUUCAUAACACCAAGCAGCUAAAUUUUCAAUUCCAGGACCAGAACUCAUCAUCAACUCAAUCAACUGGUCAAUCUUACCCUGAAGUGGCUAGUGCUGGAGACAGCAAUCUUCGUUGGCAAAGUUUAAUUUCAGCGUCAUCAGGAGGUAAUGAAACUCAUGGGAAGCUUGUUGGAGGCCAUGUUAAAUUAGUCUCCUCAAUGGGAACUCAGGAAUAUAUCUUCCCUCCAUCACAAUAUAUCUUCCCUCCAUCACAAGUUGACUAUAGCAAAUCAAUUGCUCAUAUUCCACUCCAUUAUGCUGAGCCAUAUUUUGGUGGUGUAGUGGCUGCUGCUUAUGGACCACAAGCUGUGAUUCAUCAUCCUCAUAUGAUGACUGUGCUUCCUGCUCGAGUUCCACUGCCUCUGGAGCUUACAGAAGAUGAACCUAUUUAUGUUAAUGCAAAGCAGUACCAGGCUAUUCUCAGGCGAAGACAGUAUCGUGCGAAGCUUGAGGCUCAGAACAAACUUAUCAAAGUUCGAAAGCCAUAUCUGCAUGAGUCUCGACAUCUUCAUGCUUUAAAAAGAGCUAGAGGAAAUGGUGGGCGAUUUCUAAACACAGAGGAGCCCCAAGAAUCCAAGUGUAUCCCAACUAGCCAUGGACAGGACAUGACCAGGUAUCCACAGCUACAUUUGUCUGCAAACGUCACCAAAUCAGAAGUUCAUCAGCUGGAAAAUUACAACGAUGCUGUGUCCGCUACCUCUUGUUCUGAUGUCUCAAGUGCCUCCAACAGUGAUGAAAUGUUUCAGCAGCCAGAUUUCAGGUUCCCUGGCUAUCCUUCUCACAUUGGUGGAACCAUGCCAGGUCAUGCCGACGACAUGGAUGGUGGUGAAAACGUCCAUCAUCGUUCUGGUCUCUGCUGAUAGACAGAGAUAACAAAUUCUCAUCUGGGCAGUCCGUAUUUGGUGCUUCAAUGAAAAAUGCGGCUGCUUUGUUCCCAUGGGAAGUCAUCCUUGGCUCUAUUUAGUUUACUUCGCCUGUCAUCAAUGACUCUUUCAAAAACCAUGGACAUGGAGUUAUUUCUUGCUGAACCUUUAACUUACUGUUCAUCUUUUCGUUCAAGAGUUCGACUUUUGGUGAAUUGGUGAUUAGUGGAAUUGUUUAACAUAAAUGCAUGCCCUGGCAUCCAUAUUAAUUUUCAACUCCAUAUACCAACUCUGCAACAUUUAUGAAACGAAUAGCUCAAAUUCACACUACUUGAAUGGUUCCUGUUUGGGACAAAAAUUUCUAGUCAGUAACAGUGGUUUCAAGGUAAAAAUGCAAGUGAUUAAAUAUGAUAACAAAAGCUUGUAUGUUUUCUGGCCGGUAAAGGCUUGUAAUUCACACAACAUCAUCUUGUAGUGAAGGAAUAAGGGAUUUCAAUCUCAGUAAGCUCCUGGAAAUGCUUCAUUCUUAUAAGGUGAUGUGGUUUACCCAGCUGAAAGCGAAAGCAAAAGAAAGGCUGAUUUUAAAACUUUAGCUCAAGUAUUGUCUGGUAAACCCGAAAGUCAUUUACACAAUCCUUCAUUUGAAUUCAUUCAAUAAUCGAAAGUCAGUUUCAA